Fusarium keratoplasticum is the source of this 1623-nucleotide messenger RNA. RefSeq lists its product as uncharacterized. Gene Ontology annotation, cellular component: plasma membrane. The transcript has 9 exons. Gene Ontology annotation, biological process: transmembrane transport; nucleobase transport. Gene Ontology annotation, molecular function: nucleobase transmembrane transporter activity. NCBI's taxonomy places the organism in Eukaryota, Fungi, Ascomycota, Sordariomycetes, Hypocreales, Nectriaceae. The coding region runs from base 1 to 1623 and encodes 540 amino acids. The record is from RefSeq and is a predicted model, not a curated record.
AUGGCUAUUGACUGGGAAAAGUACAAGCGCAAACUUGAGUGCCCCAAAGACGAUGAGGCAAACUACGAUAAUACACAGUGGUGUAAUCGCGAUUUGAUUCCCAUCCCCCCUGAGCGUCAAACUUACGGACAGUGGUCCUAUGUCGGCUACUGGACCGUCUCUGGCUCUUGCGUGUCCGCCUGGACGACCGGCAGCACGCUGUUGGAGUUUGGCCUAAGCCCACAGCAGGCCAUCGGCUGUGUGAUCCUCGGCGCAGUACUGACUGGACUUUUGGCUGUCGCCUGUGGCUGGAUGGGAGCUCAUCAUCAUAUUGGCUUCACCGUAUCCAGCCGCUUCAGCUGGGGCAUGAGAGGAUCGUAUUUUCCUGUCAUUCUGAGAGUGUUUGUGUCAUGCAUUUGGUUCGGAAUCCAAGCCUUCUGGGGCGGACAAGCCACGAGAGUCUUGAUCGGUGCCAUCAUCCCAGCUUUCGCCAACAUGAAGAAUUAUUUUGCCGAGAGUUCGCAUCUAGAGACCAAGGAUUUCAUUGGUCUCAUCAUCUGGAUGUUUGUCUUUGUUCCAUUCGUCCUCGUCAAGCCAGAGAAACUGCAGAUCCCAUUCGUCAUCUGCUUCGUCUUGUUUUGCGGUACUUGCACUGGCCUACUUAUUUGGGCUGUGUCCCAGGCUGGGGGCUCUGGCAGCAUGUUCCACCAACCCGGCACCGCACCAAAUGUUGGCUGGGCGUUCCUCUUCGGUAUAACCUCAAUUCUUGGGGCCUGGGGUGCUGGAACUCUUGGGCAGUCUGACUGGACACGAUACGCCAGGACGCCGAAUGCUCCUAUCCUCUCCCAACUUGUUGCGUCCCCUCUAACUAUCACGGUGACGGCAAUCAUUGGAAUUGUUGUCACGAGUGCUGCCCGUGAGGUCAUGGGUGGGGACAUCGUUUGGAGCCCCAUCAUGCUCCUGGGUGAGAUCCAGAACUACUAUAACAACAGCUCUGGCGUUAGAGCCGCAGUUUUCUUCGCCAGCCUUGGCCUUGUCGCCUCACAGCUUUCGAUCUCGGUCGUGCUCAACUCGGUCUCCUGUGGAAUGGACAUGGCUGGUCUCUGGCCCAGGUAUAUUAACAUUCGACGUGGUGGAUAUAUCAUGGCCGUCAUUGGCAUCGCUGUUCAACCAUGGCAGCUUUUGACCACUGGUACAAAGUUCCUCCAGGUGCUAAGUGGUUUCGGUAUCUUUAUGGCUCCAGCGACAGGCAUUAUGCUUGCCGAUUACCUUGUUGUUCGGCGCCAGAAGCUCAAGCUGAACGAUCUUUACAUCGGGGACGCUUCGUCCAUUUACUGGUAUCAGGGUGGACUGAACUGGCGUGCCCCAGUGGUUUUCAUCAUGGCCAUGUGGCCCUUCAUUCCUGGAUUGGUGGGUACCGUCAAUGCAUAUGAUGGAUCACAGUACCAGAGCUGGAUCCGUCUGUAUAACCUCACAUUCUUGGUUGGCGUUUUCUGGAGUUUCGCAAUGUUCUGGGGUCUUAACAUUAUCUUCCCUGUAAAGGGCCUUGGUGAGGAGACACCCUUCGAAGGCGGUGACAUUGUCUUGGGAGUUGAAACUCCUGAUGGUGUCAGCGAGGAUGGGCAGGUAAAGGCUGAAGUCUAG